GUCCAGAUGAGGGCGCUUCACCUGCACGGGAGCCGUAAGUGCAGCACUGAAACUCUUCCCCCGGCGGCCAGAGAAACCGCAGGGUGGCGGUUUUCGGCAGGUGGUGGUCGCAAUGUCGGGCAGAAAACCCCGGUCUGUGGCGAACCCCUUGGAGUCCGCGAUCACCACACCGAGUGAGAAGAUCCUGAAAGAAUGUCACAGUCUGUAUGUGGACAGCGAAAACGGUAAAUGAUCAGUAAGCGGAGAAACUCUGAGCAACACCUCAGCUCACUUUGCACCGGGCUGCAGAAACAAGCAGGCACAGUUUUGUGUUGUUAUAUAACUUUGUGCUUCAGUGGGACUCUGAAGUUUCAAGUGGCGAUAACAGUACUAAGUUGUUGUUGUUUUCAGGUUAAUGGUGGGUGGUGGUCUGUGUCAGCUGUCAGUCAGUGUCAGUAAUCUGAUGACAUUGAAGAGUGUGGGGCAGCGCCUAUAACUGUCACCAAACACUCUUGCAACAUGUAUGAAAAGCUGUUGAGCCCAGAGGGGUUGGUACUGAGACAAUUGUGUCUUUGGCAAAUAUGGGAGAGGUCUUUAAUGGGCUCUGUGCGUUUGCAGGAUUUGCACUUCAAGAAGUCACACAAUGUUUCUUGACUCAGGUCCAAACUAAAAGAACCAAUGCAGUUACUAGAGAUGCACUGAUUAAUUGGUUAAAUUAAUGGACUUUUGAAAUAAUUGGUAUUGGCUGAUAUCUGGGACAUUGGUUAAAAAAAGACAAAUGACAAAAAAAUGUCCUCUGAAAUGAGAACACAUCUUUCCAAUGACAGAACACUUACUGAGAAGUAUCUCAUAUAUUUUCUGUUAUGAUGUCUGAAGUAAUGAAGGUUAAUAUUGCCUUUGACAUAAAUGUGUCAUGCUCUGAAAUUUAGCCCAAAUGUUAUUCUAUGCAUGGUUGUCUACAAAGACAACCACAUAUAGAAGAUUUUAAUGUGCAUCAAAUAUGGUCUGCUGUUAUUAAUACACAACAUGAUAUCAGCCUCAUAUAUGGGUCAUCAGCGGACCUGCUCUGUAAUGAUCAGCACUGACAUCUAUCAUUAAAAAAAAAAACAGUAUUGGUCAACUACUUUAACAUUAUUUUCAAUAAAAUUUGGUUGCUUAACAAUUCUGUGCAUCAUUCAGCAAUUGUCGACCUGUCAGCCUGUGUGCAAACAGGUUGCAAUGUGUAUGGUUGUUUAAUGUCGGGACUACUACUUCUGCCUGGAUCUAUAACCCACAUCAAUCACAAAGUACAGAGUUUAGAGGUUGUAUUGAUGGGGACCACUCUAAAUUAAACAUGCACACGGUUAUUUUUUGUAGUUCAAUCAUUUUUCAUAGUUUAAUGUUUUAAAAAUACUGACCAAAAUUAAUCUCUACUUCUAAAGUGAUCUCCUCAACUUUAAAUUAUGUAUAGUAGAGAAAGGCAGAAAUGUUCUUUUAUAGGUGAGGUGGAACAAAAAAAAAAAGUAAUGCAUCUUUUUUUACUCGUAAGACUAGUAGCAGUAGUAAGACUGUGAAUUUCCCAGUUUGGGAUCAAUAAAGGCUAUCUAUCUUUCUUUCUAUCUAUCUAGCUAGCUAGCUAGCUAGCAAAUGUUGCCUGAUAAUAUAGUUGUUUUUUUUUUUUUUUAAGUAAACUUAACCCAUUUUUGACAUAACUACAGAAAGCACUAGUUUCCUUUCUGUGUUUGUAUUAUUAUUUUUUUGAUGGGGCUUUAGCUACAAAGCUAACUCUUUUGUGUUUGUUGUGUUUUCAGGUCUAGUUAAAAUUGCCAGCAGCCUUGGCGUGCGGCUGCUGCCUCCAAGGAAAAAGAUAAUAGUGAUGAUAAUGGGCAACCACUCUGCAGGGAAGAGCUCCUUCAUUAACUGGUAAAACAUUUCUCUGGUUAUGGGAUCUGUGGUGUUGAGCUGUGGGGUCAUCACAUGCUCUGUUUUUUGUAGAUGUAUCAUUCUAACUUUUGGCUUUUACAAAACUGCUUUAGGACGGGUAGAAAUUUGUGCAGUUUUGCCCUCAAAAAUGUGUUGGUAGGACUGAGAAACCUGAUAGGAAAUGACAAAUAUGUCUUUUUUUUAAAAUGACAAGUAGUUUAACAUAUUCAUUUGUUUUAUCUCCUCACAUCUGAUUGUGUUGUAUAGAUAAAGUUGUUAAUGUGUAGCCUAUGUUUGAGAGGAAAUAGAAAGAGAAACAUGACCAAAGUUUAACCUCAUAUUUUUAUAUUAAUGUCCCAUCAGCAAUAAAGUUGCUGCUUGUCAAUAAUCGAGUUGACUGUAAUUUGAAAUCGUAGUACUUUUUAUUUGGGGGACAUUAUCAAGAUCCUGUCUGAGAGGGAGCAAAAGUGUGACAGUUUUAUGAUAGAUAAAAAGACAUUUAUUGUCCUUUAAAGGAAAUUUGUUGCUACUGUCUGAACAGAUGAACAUUAUUUGAAUGAGAUGAAACAGUCUUAUAGUCUUCUAUUUGCUCUGCACUUAUUAAUACUGAGAUCUAUUGGAUAUAUGAUGAUUAACUAAAAUAAUGAGCACUACAGAACACUGAUUGUUUGCUGUAGUCAUUUGUUGAGGGAAUAUUUGAUUCAUGUGAUCAGAAAUUGUAUCUCUCUGGGUUUAGUUUGCUGUCCUGAAACAUUUAACCAUAGAAGCUGAAGGUUUCUGGUUUGGAAUGAUAAUUUCUUUUUACCAUAUUCUGCCAUUUUAAUCAAAGAGAAAUGGAGAAAUCGAAGCAUAAAAAUGACUCAAGAAUUGUCUUUAAAACCUGUGCACAAGAUCGUAGUUAGAAGUAGUUUCCAAAAUAUUUGAUAUGGAUUACUGUGAUUCCAGGUAUGUUGAAGAGCACAUUCAGAAAGCAGGUGUCGCCAUAGAAACUCAGGGCUUCACGUUUGUCACAAGUGGUCGUAAAAGAGAAUCACUGACGGUAAGAACAGCAAAACUUUAUCCAUCUCUCUCUUCCUGCAUCUUCCUCUAUCCUCUUUCUAAAGCUAAUACAGUCCCGGCAGAUGAGUGUCUCACAUGAGUCUGGUCCUGCUCGAGGUUUCUGUUUGUUAAAAAGAAGUUUUUCUUCUCCACUGUAUCUUGCUAAAUGCUACCAAGUAUUACACUUGUGGUUGAAGAUAGGAUGGGAGUGGAUCUGAUCUAACAAAAUGGUGCUAAGUCUUAUCCCAUCUUUAUACUGGGUCUUUGUAAAUAGAGUAUUGUCCAAACCAGCUUUUUUGUUUAGCGUUAAAUUGUUGUGAAUUGGCGCUAUAUAAAGAUUGAUUGAUUGAUGGAUAUGUAUUGAUCUUACCUGUGCAUAUUGUCCGCGUUUCAUGUUCAGAUGAAUGCUUGACGUAAUACACAGGAUGUAAAGCUGCAUGCUGCCAUGAAGGUCAGUGAAUUAAUAUGUUUGAUGUUGGCUUGCAUGCAGGGCACUUCCUCAGUUAGCAGUGAUUUCUCAGUCAGCAUGCUGCUUCACUGAGGAGCUUUGAAUAGACAUACGCACAGCAGAGAGCACAGAGCUAUCUUUGCAGCAAAUAAGCAUGCUCUGGAGACACCUGUCUCUCCAUCUCCUCACAUCCUCUGCCUCUGUGCUCAUCUCCUGCUGUGCUGAAGAUGAUGAAGAUGAAUAAUAUAUUUGCAGUGAAGGACUGCAGAGUGGGAGGAUUAUCUCCUACAUCCAGGAAAAGCUUGAGGAAAGCACACUGAGCUGCAGCAAGUUCUUAAGAAGGGAUAGAGUUGUCUUUUGUAGAACAGACUAACUGCACAUUACUUUCCCUCAUCAUGACUUUAACACAGUCUCUUUGUUUUUUGGCUUUUUACAGGGGAAUGCAACGCUGCAUCUCUAUCCUCACUUCCGACCACUCCUGGAGUUCAAAGGUAAGUGCUUUCUACAUGUUUUAGCUCUGAAGUACUUUUUGAUAAAUGCAUGACUGUCCCUGGCUGUGUAGAAUAUCCUGUGCUUACUGGGAAGAAAACCACCAAAUCUAUUCAUAUGCAGGUACCAUCAUCAGUCAUCAUUUGUGAAUUCAGGGCCAUAUUUGAUACAUUACAAACAUACUUUCACAUUAUAACCAAAUCUAAGGGAGCAUGCCAAGUAGGGACAGCUCUGAUGGUUAGGAAAACCUUGGUUAGGAAUAUUUGUGACGCUUCAAUUAAGUCUUUAAAAGAGCGUCGCUAAACCGCUGAAAAUCGUUUCGAAUCUGAUCAUAGUUCUCUUUGUUGAAUGCCAUUCCUCCUACGAUGCUGUUUACGUGUUCCCAAUCAGCAGUGACGUCUGCUUUGACGUCAGCUUUCAAAACACAGGGUCACUGGUAAAAAUGAAACAUGAAAUAAGUAAAAAAAAUAAAUGACCCUGCCAUUCUCAGUAUGGUAAAUAAGGAGAAAAUAUUGCUACUAGUAACAAGUGGAACCAAGAGAUAUUUGAGGGCUAGUUCCUGCUGCUUCUGCCAUUUGUAACUCUCACUUUAAUUAGCUAAGAAAAAAAAUGUAGAUAUAGUGCAAAUUGUAUUUUUCUGAUGUUGGUUUAAUUAACUUUUUUGAAAAAGUAUUUUAUUUAAUGCCCUUUUUAAGCAAACUGAAAAUACAAUAUAAAAGUGAGGGGGGAAAAACAAACAACAUAAAAUAUGUACAUACGUUUGCAUAAGCUUACAUGCACAAACGCAUAAACUGGCAAUUCAAAAGAAGUGGGCUCAUUAGUAAGCAUGGAGUAUACUGGCCAAGUUUACACCAGCGGACCUCAUACAUGAUAUCUAGACACAGCUGCAGGAGGUAAUGUUUCUAUAAAAUGAAUUAAUGGUUGCCAAAUAUCUACAAAGACAUCGCUAGUGGCGUAUAAUUUGGUAUCUCUUAUUUCAUCUUGACAGAAAAAAGAGUGAAUCCAAAUUUCAUAUCAAUGAAAAGAGCGAUGUCAAUAGAUUUUCUAGAACUUUUAGUAUAUUUUGCAUUUAGAUACAUAUCAUUACAUCUAUAGUGAAUGCAGUACAGAGAUUAAAAUAUAAGUAAUAGAUUUUUAUUCCUCUGCCUAAAUAUUAUAAGUACAGCAGAGUAGAGCAAAUAUAGUUCAAAAUUUAUGGAAAAGCAGAAAAAGCAGCAACAGGCACAGUCGACAGAUGCUGAAUGUAAUUAUGCUUUCAAGUCUGAGCUUGCUUCCUCUAAGAUUUUGGAGGGUGCUCAUUUGUGUGGCAUAUGUAUGCUCACUGCCAAAAACUGUUUGAAAAGUCAAAGUCAGACCUAUGCAACAGUUGUUCAGUGAAUGGCUGUUGACAUCAGGCUGGUUUGUGUUUGAUAUUAUUAAUAUACUGGACACAGUUAUGGGCUGUAUACCGCUCAACUACAGUGAGAUGACUGAAAUACCCACUGUGGGAUCUGAUCCAAGUGCUAUUGUACAGAUCCUACAUGUUUUGUAUGCUCUAUAGGCUGAAGUGCACCUGCCAUUUUGAAAUUGAAUUCACUGAAAUAGAGCAAUGAACAUUAAUUAACAUAUGAUACUCAUUAUUGUAAAUUAGCCCCUUCAUACAACUACACAAUCAACCAGUUUAAUGAAAGAUUAGCAUGAACCUUUUUGAUUUUUUUCCAGUUAUGUCUUCCUAUAACUGACACCACCAUUUUGCUUAGUGCAGCCUCAUUUUGAGAUUUGCACUGUCAUUUCUCAGAGGAACUCACUGAACUCAUGGCCAACUUAAAGCAAGAGUCAAAAUGUCUCUUUCAACAUGUCACUUAUCUAUCAAUUUUUUUUUAAUUUGUAGACUUUAUUUGAGAGGGACAAUGCAGAAACCAUAAUCUCUCUCCUGCCUGUCAUGAACCAGCUGUAGUAACUGAUGUUUUGCAUGUAGUGAUUAGAGCUACUAAUCACUCCCGGCUUUAAGUCGCUUAAAAAGAUUAUGACUGAUAUCUUUGUUCAUGAUGCUGUAUGUGUGGGAGCUCAUUGAUAGUGCCCUUGGUAAUUUUAAUUACAUACAUUGUUAUUAUUUACAAAAUGGAUUGUUGUUACUUUUUUUACAUUAAGCAAACUGCAGGGAUGGCUGUUUUGAGCUGUGUGGCACAUUGAGUGUAUUGAUGUUUCUACUUUUUAGGUGUAAGGCCUGUUUUUUUUGUGAUGCAAGGUAGAGUUCAGGUGUUUCACCUCGAUGACUCAACACUGAGUCAUGCUUUGACGUGUCAAGUUUGUACUAUAUAAAUCAGACUUCUGGUCCCUUUUUCUUUCAUCUGGGCUGUUUGUCUCUGAGAUGCGAUCUGGGUUGAGAUUCCUCUUACAUGGGAAAAAAAAAGAGACAUGAUCAUAGCACAUUGUGUUCCGACUAUCGUUCUCAGCUCUCUGCACGACAGCAGUGAUCUGGAGCUUUCCGGAUGUUGAGGUGGUCAUGCAGAAGAGUCUGGGUGUGCCUGCUGUCUGAGUGGGAGCAUCAGUGGUGGUAGUGGGGGUUGGGGGUGGGGGGGGGCAGUAGAGGGAAAGGGAGGGGGGGGUAAUGUAUGUGUGUGCAUUCACAGUGGGUGUGUGAAGAGCAAGGGUUCACUGGGUGCGGACCGAAAUGCUCACGAUAUGGCUUGUGAGUCACACGCCCCAUCGACAGCAGUGCAGUGGAGUCAGGAGGAGCUGCUGAGAAAUGUCACAGCCGGUACAGACGCCACAGCCUGGACUCCAGCAACAGCAGCAGCAGCAGCUUCACCCUGCAGGCCAGAGGCUCGCAGGACACCGCUGAUCUGCUUCUGGAAACCUUUUUAUCCAAACUUCAUUUCCCCCUCUGGAAAUCCACCAUAUGAGGCAUUUGUUUACCUGUGACAGCAGCUGAGGAUGACUCAUCAGAAAAGCAGCGUAUAUCCUUACGUGGGAGUAGAUGCUGAUUUUACAGCUCGUUCUUUUUUGGGAUGUGCAUGGAGAUACUUUUUAAUGUUGUUUCAGACUAACAUGUGGGGUGUUUCUUACUGUCUUGUCUUAAUCUGGGCAACCUGUUGUCAUGAGGUUAGACCGUAUGCUGCAUGGCUGUUGAAAGCGUAUGUAAAAAGUGAUUUUUUCAUAUCAUUUGGCUACCUUUUUUGCUUUCUUACUUGACAUGUAUGUGCACUGCAUCUUAUUUAAACUCUUUAAUCCACCAAGUCCUCUUUUAGUCUCGGUCAAUGCAGCAGUGUGGCGGCCUUUGCCCUUUUCCCAAAGCACAAGCUCUCCAGAGAAGUCCUCUUCGUUACAGCCACUUGAGGAACUUGGCACUUAAAGACGAGUAUCUUGGUUGUUUUCUUAAAGCUGAAGGAGACUCAGAGUGUUUUUGUCAACUCGAGUGGAUGAAUAUGCUUUAACUGGGGUGACUGAUCCACUUUCUUUAAAGAGUCAAGCAUGUUCUUGUUUUUUUGCUACUGUUUUGUAAAGAUGCAUGCAUUUGUGUGUUUUGGACAAACCUUUUGUAGAUGAAGUGUAGAUCAGCAGCCCAAAGAGAUCUAUUGCGACGGUAUAAGUAUUCUCAUACAUACACCGUUUCGUCAUAAGAAUUUGGCGUAAUCUUGCAAGACUACGAGAAUCUACUUCAAAGAUGUGUUUGGAGAUGCAUUGAUACUGUGUACAUGCUGAUGUAAGAGAAACUUAAGGGAAUGCUAAUGUGGCCCAGCAGCAGCAGCAGCAGCAGCAGCGGCAGCCUGGCUCGCUGCAGCACAAGGAUGUGAUUUGUGCUGCCUGUUAACACCUGCCUCCUCCUAUGAAACAGCCUCAGUGUCAUCUCAGGCCUGUGUGUCUGUGUGUAUGUGUGCCUGUGGGGGGUGUUGACAAAGGGUUAGUUUGGUGGAUGUGGGUGGGGCUUAUUUUGUCAAUAGUUGGAGUUUGUCUCAAUAGUGUGCUUGUUCUGGAGCCCAGGCUUGGGGUUUUAGUGGAUUUGCACAUUGUGGUUGCGGUGGAGCAUCGUAACCUCAGCGCGUUGCUUCACAGUCGUUCUUCACUGGCUAGCUUUAUGUCCCACGCCCCACGCUAAAGCUGCCAGUUGAAGAGCUGUUGUGUGUAACCAUAACAACAGAUUGCUGCACGUAAUGAAGUGAGAAAAUCUGUGACUUGAUAAAUGGGAGGAUAAAUAACUUGAUGAAUAACUCGCAGCUUUACAACUGGGAGUUUAUCUGAUAGGAGAAGGCUUAUGACAUGUUUUUAUUUUAGCUGUGUAAAUGCAUCUACGCAGCCAGCGAAUAGUUCUAUUCAAAUGAUCAUCAUUCACCUUUUUUUCUGUUUUAAAACACAAAUGAACCCCAUUGUAAUUGAAAGCCUGGAGGCACAAAAACAGCCGUAAGUGUUCUUGAUCUUUAGUGUCACCGUCUUCCCUCAGGGGUUCAAGUAUUGACCGCACUGCGGCUACCAGUAGCACAUAGUAAUACAGUCAUUGGAGGUGACAGCUUCCUGCAGGGACUCCGCUUUUAUGUCAUCAUCAGUGUGUUCUCAUAAAGGGAAUCAUCUGUGCGCUCUCACCGCAUGUAUGUCUAUAUUCCAGGUGUUCUGGAUUAUCUGUCUGCUGAGAUCUCCACCUCCAAGCAGAAGAAGUUCAGCCUGGUGACGUUUGUGGACACGCCUGGUUUGGUGGACGGGGACAUGGUCUACCCUUUUGAUGUCAACAGUGCCAUCAUCUGGCUGGGUAUGUGUUUGCACCUGUAGGUCUCAUUUUCUACUCCAAAGCUGCAGUGUUCCAAUGACAGUUGUAUUUUGUGUACAGGAGAACAGGCAGAUCUGGUAUUUGUGUUUUUUGACCCGAUGGGUCAGGCACUCUGCAAGCGCACUCUCAACAUUGUAGAAAAGCUGAGUGAGAAAUGUGGAGACAAGCUGCUCUUCUACCUCAGCAAGGCGGAUGAAGCAGGAAAGGAAACAGACAGACAGGUGAGGCCACUCAACACGUGUCUUUUUUAAAAACCUUUUUGAUUGAUUUGAUAGUAAGAAAGGGUCGUUAAACUUUAAAAAUGUCCAUUUCUGCAGAGGGUCAUGAUGCAGAUAGUGCAGGAACUGUGCCGCCGUCCAGGUCUCAACAAAUGUGGCUUUGAGAUGCCUACAAUAUACAUCCCCAACCCGCAGAAGGUGAGACUGUUAUUUUCCCUUUUUUCCUGUGAUGGACAGUCAACAGGAUUUAAAUAGGAAUCUGAUUUAUACAGUAAUUGGAAACCAUCCUUUGAGAUAACAGAACCCCCAAGUACAAUUCAACUCAACAGCUUACUGACUUUGAUGACUGUAGCGACUGCUGUCCUUCAAUGAAAAGGCCGCUGGGUUUUAGGUUCGCUUGCAUCUUUGACUCGUUCAAAUAUCAGAUCAGUUUGAGAGUUAAAAAGUGGUUUAUUGUUCCAAAAAAGAAAAGACACUGAUCCAGGUCCAAAACUUUUGCCUUCGAAUGACAAAGUGAUACAAUGAAAAUGAGGUUAAAACAGGGUGAGUGAAACGAUUAACAGAAAAUUAUCAGAGCUUACCACAACCCAUUGUCUGACUACACCUGUGAGAUUUAAAUAACUCGCCAAACAUCCCAAAACCACACCCCUCAGUGUCGAUCCCCAGAAGUGACUUACCUUGUAGAAAUCAUGCUUUCAACAAAUAUAUUUUGGCUCCUACAAUGACUGUUGUUCCUUACUAACAAAAGUUAUCCUGAUAUGACUGAGGUUAAAACUCUUUGACACAAAUAAACGUACAGGAUACACAUGAUCUUACUCGGUAUGUCAUUUGACUACUUGUGAUUGGCCAGGGCAAAGUAAAAUCUUGAAACAAAGUGUUCUUCUGUUGUCCAUCAGUAUAUCAUACAUCACAUGCUCCUCAUCCUUAAACCUCCACACAUAUCUCUGUUAUUAAGAUGCAUUGUAGCACACGCAACCCUUUACAAAGAGCUCACUUAUAUAGCUUUGAAUAUUAUAAAGAUAACACUUGUGUGAUAAAAAUACACAAGUCAGAUCUUUUCUUCAGGGUUUUAUGAUUUCAGGUCUGAAUUAAAGCGCUUUAUUUCCCUCGGGGUUUAGCAGCUAUUGAUUAUCUCUGAAUGUAAAUUUUCCACUUCAGGUUUACAAGUGGCUGGAACAAGAUGAUUUAUUUUGUAAUUGGAUGACUGAGAGACUUAUCUACGCUAUGGUGGGGAACAGAGGUCAUAAACCACAGCCCCUGAUCGGUCACCUUUGACAUUUUUAGCCUCAGUGUUGAGUUAUUGCUGGGCCAUCGUGUGAUCUACAACCACAAGGCUCCACCACUGAUGGCAGAUUCUUGUAUUUCUGCAGUCUUCCAGUUUAUUCUGGUUGGUUGAGCGCAGUUUUGCUUUCCUCUCAGUGAACAAGGCUGUCAGUCAAAACACUGUGAGGAUUUGUUGUGAAGCUUCUUGACCUUUUCUCUUGAGAUAGAGAUGCACAGCUAUUACAAAACUGAUUCUGGGUUUAAUUUCACACUGUUUGGUCUUUUAUGACAAAAACAAAUUAUGAAAAGUAUCUCCAAAUAUCAAAUUAAAGGGAUAUUCCGGCGUAGAAUUAAGUUAGGGUCAAACACACCGUAACACCGAGUUAGACACCCCCUCAAGAGAUGAAUGUUGACGACCGCUUGCUUCUUUAGUUAUACCAACUUUAGUAACGACUGCAUGAUAGCAAUACAUAGUGGUCUCAGGAGCUACAUACUCAAUCAAAACGUCACUCUAUAGCCACAAAUAAUGCUUAGAACAGCACCUAACUUCAUCAACACUAACUUUAUUUUGUUUAGCCAAGCCGCUGUGUGAACCAGAUCGACAGUGUGUGUCAGACCAUUGAGAAGACCAUCAAUCAGGCCGUUCAGAAGACUUUGGAUCAGCUGGAGAAAGACUGUGACCUGAUCUGUUCCACCAUCAGCAGCAGACUAGAGAAGGACAGGUUUGACUCUCAGCCUACAGCAUAGCCCAUGUCAGUGUGUUGAAAUUACAGCUGGAGCUAAUUUACCCUGACGCGAUAUGCCACCUACAAAUAAACCGUAUUGUGAUCAAACAGAGGAGAUAAGAGUCAGCAGCUAUUACACCCUGCAGAAGAAGCGUUAUUAAAACUAGAUUUCAUUGUGCGCUGGCAGGGCUGAUGCAGCUUACAACAAAAGUGUCCGUCUUCACUCGUUCCUGUGUGGAGCUCUGGGUGUAGUCCUCCCUACCCUCUUCAUCCUCAGUUUCAUCGUUAACACCCUGUCCAAAGAGCAGCUGGAUGAGCUGCUGGGUGAGGGGGCAUCACGAACCGUCCUCGUGCUCACAGUGAGUCACACAGGUGAUAAUGAUAUAAAUGUCAGAUAACGUCACAGCACGGUGACAUUAAGUUGUGUGUUUUGUGUACCUGGUUCUCUGAGUGUCUGUGUAACGUGUGUCUUACAGGGAAUAGUGAUUUAUUUGUGGGAUUGGAUACCGGAAGAUGGACAAGUUGUGUUUGUCAUCACCUUUGGAGCAUUUUGCUAUCUCCUGCUUUUCCUAGCAAAGUACUUUGCAGGGUAAGUGUUACAGAGAUGCAAGAAGUUGUUGCUCUGAAACAAUGUAUUAUUUGCUGACUAAAAGAAAAUUACUCUACGGAUAAAUUUAUUUUUUAUUAUUUUUCUUUAAAUUAUUUUAUUUAUUUACAUUUUAUUUAUUUACCGUAUUUAAAAUUUAUUUUAUGUAUUAAAAUUAUGAAAUUAAUAACUUCUUACAUAAAUAAAAAGCUCCAAAAAUAAAUUGUUUUUCUUUUUUUACUGGCAUGAUUGUGUAUCUUUUGAACAGUGGAUUAUAUUUGGAAGACAUUCAAAGAAAUCAUGCUGAGGAGGUGGAAAUCAUCAAUUGAGAACAUUACCAACAAAUUAAAUAGUGGUGAAAAUUAAUGUAAACUGCAGCCCUAUGUGUUAUGUGCAUACAGUUUCCCUGGGUGUCUAUAUUAAACUUUAUUGUGAGCAGUACAUACCUGUAAUCUAGAUUGGCACAAGUUAACACUCUCACGCUGACACACAUAAAGGAAACUAAAACUGUGUCAGUAUUGUUUUAAUUCGCUGAUAUUGUUGUAAACUCCAUAAAUGUGCUUGACUCUUGGAAAUAUUCCCUAAGUAGGAGAAUUUUUCAGGCACAAACUCACAAUCAGAAAUCAAUACUCACUGAAUAUGUAAGUUAACCGUAUGAUACUGUUUAUUGUCAGGCAGGGCAAUAAGACUCUGACGAAGAAGGAGAAGAAGGUGCUGGCGAAGUACAGUGAAUACAUUCAGGAUGUCGUCAAAAUCAAGAAGGUAAGAUUUUGUUUCAUUUCAGCUGUUUAGUGAAGAAGUUAAAGCUUUAGCAAAUCCCAGUAUGGAUGAAGCAGGUGGUUCCAAUAUAAAACAUCUCACAUUGUUGAUUUUACUCCACAGGGGAAGCUGUAUGAAUGGUACCUCCAGCAGUGUGCAGCAGAAUACGACCUCUGACCCUGGGUAAACUGGAGAUUGUCAGCACUUGUGUGUCUGCAUCUUGCUGGAUGUUUUCUGGGAAAAGCAACCAAUGUGCCACAGAGUAUCAUAAAAAGUGGAUUCAGGAGGACUUUUUAACCAGAUGAGCAUCCAUCAGAUUAUCAGGGGUUUCUUUUCUCAGUCCUCCAAUGCAGUAGAGAUCACUGCCAACAUUUAUCAUCUCACCAGAUAUAGGAUAAAAAUAUUACAAGUGCUUUAUUUCCUGGUUCUGGAAAAACUGUGAUUGUACUCAUCUGAUCUCGGAAUGUGAAUUUUUGUAGCACAAUGAUGUCAAACCUCUACACAGGAGUUUACAAAAAGGACUUUUUCAUGAAUUUUCAAAAGCAGCUCGAAGCUAUCAGGUUUAAUCGAAAUGAUUAAGCUUGCUCUUAUUAAGCUCCGUCAAUCCUACGACACCGUCGCAGAGUCUGCUAUGUGGUCUCUAACAGAUACGUUUCAAUCUAUAGCAAUUCUUCACCAGCGAGCGCUGUGAAAAUCCCUGGGCAUUACAGCCAAGCUUUUUAUCAAAUAUUUUUUAUACCAAUGCCAGCUUUAAGUUGUCUCCUGCCUACAGACGUACUCUGUCUACUGUCAGACUUUUGUUGAUAUCAGGUUUCAUCAUUUCUAUCAACCAUGGUACAGCAUGUGCGUUUCCUCGCUGUCCUGUCGUCAGUAACCUUCUAUAACUCCCAUCCACUUCUUUGACUUAUCACCAUGUAAUGCCUUCACUCCAGUAACUGUAAACAUAUUUAUUAGUCUUUAAGGUGCUUCUCACCCAAAUACUCUAGAAAAACCUCUACAGGCUGUUUGCAGUAUUGUUGGAAACCAUUGCGCGAGUAAGAUGCCUCCUCAUUUGGGAAAAGAAUUUGUUUCUGGAGACGCUUAAUUUAAAAUUGUACUUUGUCACUUUGCAUUUAAGCUUUACAAAAGUUAUUUUUAUCAUAUGUCUUGUCUGAUAAAACUGACUUGUCUAGAAGUGUUUUUUUUGUUAUUAAAGCCUCAAAGAUCGAAACUUGUCGUAUAGCUCCAAACUUUUCUCUGUUGUAUUCUGAGAAAAAAAUUCACAUUUUCUACUGAUCUGUGCUCUACUAUUUGCAUUACUCCUGACUGAUAAACAACAAAUAAAUAAAUAAAACAGAAAGUA
Messenger RNA from Xyrichtys novacula (pearly razorfish), 13490 nucleotides. Lineage: Eukaryota; Metazoa; Chordata; Actinopteri; Labriformes; Labridae. The record is from the annotation of a GenBank genome assembly.